CGUGGUAAAAAUAAAUGAGUCAGUCUUAAUUAUUUCAAGUUAGCUGUUAGUUUAAGAGCCAAGACCGGGGAAUGAAAAUUGACCUUCUGGAACAAGGAGAAAUGUCAGGGUGUGUAGACAUUGCCAGAGAAGUCUCAAUGUUGUUUUCUUGGUGCAGCCAAGUAGUCAAAUUGUAUCAUCCUGCAGACAUGUUUAUUUAUUGGUCUGUUCCAUGAACUCUCACUUUUCCCUGUAACAGUGACAAUGCACUUGCUGGCCCCGGGAACUUCCUUAACCAAGGAGAGGCCCUGCACUGUGCUGGUGAUUGUAUUUGCAGCCUGUGUUUAUUUUUGUCCUGAUUUGACUUUGACUCUGAGACCAAUAGGCCUUUGCUGAUGGGCACAGCUAGAGAGAAGAAAACAGGAACCAGAGGCAGAAUCAGAGAGAAAGUGGAUGGGCGGCCAGCGUUAUUGGGCAGCCACUGAUCACAAUGUGGAUAAUACAACAGAAAUACUCAGGGAGUGGUUGAAAAAUGUACAGAGAUUCUAUCACUAUGUGGAGUGGAGGCCUAUGGAUGAACCAGAAUCUUACCCUGAUGAAAUUGGACCAAAGCAUUGGCCAAGCUCCCGGUUUGCCCAUGUGAUGAAACUACGGCAGGCAGCCCUUCGAACUGCGAGGGAAAAAUGGUCAGACUACAUUCUGUUCAUAGAUGUUGACAACUUCCUGACUAAUCCACAGACCCUCAAUCUAAUGAUUGCAGAAAACAAAACCAUUGUGGCACCCAUGCUGGAGUCUCGGGGCUUGUACUCUAAUUUCUGGUGCGGAAUCACACCUCAGGGCUUCUAUAAACGGACCCCAGACUACGUUCAGAUUAGAGAAUGGAAGAGGCUGGGCUGCUUUCCUGUCCCCAUGGUUCACUCCACCUUCCUGAUUGACCUCAGGAAGGAAGCCUCUGACAAGCUGAUGUUCUAUCCGCCACACCAGGACUAUACCUGGACCUUUGAUGACAUCAUCGUCUUUGCCUUCUCUAGCAGGCAAGCAGGCAUCCAGAUGUACCUCUGUAACAGAGAACACUAUGGCUACCUGCCCAUCCCCCUGAAGCCCCAUCAGACCCUGCAGGAGGACAUCGAGAACUUCAUCCAUGUGCAGAUAGAAGCAAUGAUUGACGGUCCUCCAGUGGAACCCUCUCAGUUUGUUUCAAGUGUCCCAAAAUAUCCAGACAAGAUGGGAUUUGACGAGAUCUUCAUGAUCAACCUGAAGCGCAGAAAGGACAGGCGGGACCGGAUGUUACGCACCCUGUAUGAGCAGGAGAUUGAUGUCAAGAUUGUCGAGGCUGUGGAUGGAAAGGCACUCAACACAAGCCAGCUGAAGGCCCUGAAUAUUGAAAUGCUACCUGGAUAUCGAGAUCCCUACUCCUCAAGACCUCUAACUAGGGGUGAAAUUGGCUGCUUUCUCAGCCACUACUCUGUCUGGAAAGAGGUAAUUGACCGGGAGCUGGAGAAGACUCUUGUCAUUGAGGACGACGUGCGCUUUGAACAUCAGUUUAAGAAGAAGCUGAUGAAGCUGAUGGAUGACAUCGACCAGGCUCAGCUGGAUUGGGAACUGAUCUACAUCGGUAGGAAGAGGAUGCAGGUGAAGGAGCCAGAGAAAGCAGUGCCCAAUGUGGGAAAUCUGGUCGAAGCCGACUACUCCUACUGGACUCUGGGCUAUGUCAUCUCUCUGGAAGGAGCACAGAAACUGGUUGGAGCCGAUCCUUUUGGGAAGAUGCUGCCAGUGGACGAGUUCCUGCCAAUCAUGUACAACAAGCAUCCUGUAGCUGAGUACAAGGAGUAUUAUGAAUCCAGGGACCUAAAAGCCUUCUCUGCCGAACCCUUGCUCAUCUACCCCACACACUACACGGGCCAGCCGGGGUAUCUGAGUGACACAGAGACCUCGACCAUCUGGGACAAUGAGACAGUGGCCACCGAUUGGGAUAGGACCCAUUCCUGGAAGUCCCGGAAGCAAAGUCACAUCCACCGCAACGCCAAGAACACAGAGGCCCUGCCGUCGCCAACCUCCGUGGACACUGUGCCUUCGAAGGAUGAGCUAUGAAGCCUCCAAGGGGGAAUUCACCACCCUUGAUUUUUCUAACGGGCUAUUCAUCUGUUUGCUCCAGUUUCUUUUAGUGGCCCCCGUCAUCUAAUCAAAGUGGUCUACUGUGAUUGAGCAAAAUUAAUAUAUUCUUGACAGGGGAGGAUAAGAGGGAAACUUAACCCAAAUUUCCUAGGAUGGCUAGAAGAUCAAUUUCCUGGCAACCAUCGAGACAAACCCCAAUCCAGAUACCUAGCCCCUCAGUGUAUUAUCCAUAUGCUACUGCUUCCCACAUUAAGAAUGAACAGUAUGGCCCAGACACUCACCCCUGAGGAAGGUAGUCGCAUCUGUAAGUGGGCAAGCAAGGCAGCCGAGCCAACCGGAUCACAUCCAUUGGUCUCGGGCCUGUUUUCUAUCAUAAGUGUGACCUUGAAAACUUGUGCACCUAACAAGUUUAUAGGUCAGGGGGACCAGAUCAUUUAAGAUCAAAUUAAUUUGGGCUUCGGUUUAAAGGAAUUCUGUGAUGAGCCGAAGCGAGCUGUUCAUCGUAGUCCUCGUUAUCCAAUAGGGAUGAGUAUUUGGGUCUGUCUGAGACUUGGCCUUUGACUAUCAUGGCGAUUGAAGCUCUCAUCAUGAGGCAUCAAGUUUGCCAUGUGGGUAGAGUUUAGUAGAUAUUUGAAGGUUUGUGUAGAUAUUGGAGGAAAAAAGAACUCAGACUUUGGCCUUUUACUGUGGUCACUCGAGUUCAGAUGCUCUAUUUAUGAAGAGAAAUUUAAUAUAUAAGGGGAUUCGGGCCGGUGUCUAACUUCUGUCCCAGGGGUCACUGUGCCUCUGUGGCCUGCCACACUCUCCCCUUCACGCCUGAGGCUGGGCGUGAAUUGUGAGUGUGAGUUUUAUGAGUCACUGCUAAGAGGCAGAGCGCAUUUUCAGGCCAGCAACUGUCCUUGCCUGGAUCUUUCGUUCUAUUUUGAAUUAUUUAUUCUACAAAAUGUGGGGGAAAUAUCUGUAGGAUUGGGCAUAGAAACAGAUUCUUCAAGCUUUCCUAGCACCCUGGGGAGUAGUGAGUGUGAGAUCUGGUUCUCUUGCAUUUCCCAGCCUGGCUCUUCCAGGGAGGCCUGUUGAGUGGGAGAGUCUCACCAUCUGGAAACAAAUGCUCUUCCAUUUCGGAUGACAGAACUUGCUCAGAAAUAAUGGACCGAUCAACUGAUUGAGGCCAACAACCAGGGAAGCUCUCGGAGCCAGCAUCCCAGGCAGAGGACCUCUCUGCUUUCCUCAUGGAUUGAUUUUCCGGAAGGUGCAGUGUUGGGCUACCUUCUGUGCCAAUUCCACAAUCUGUGAUGCUCAAGAUCUCUCAUGAUGCUUCGCCUCAGGUUUGUGUUCGCCCGCCUGCAAGCAGUAAAACUCUGCUUCCAGAAAUACCCUCCCCACACACUCCUCCCCGGGCUUCACGCCUUGGAGCAGAGCUCCCGGGCAGGGUUGCUGGGUAAACCCAGCCCCGCUCCCUGGUGACACCCCCAGGCCGCAGGACAGCAAGGCCACUCGCCUUCCACACCACACCAGCCUCGGCUUCCUUCUUGACUCACUGUCCAUAUUCUUCCGCAUUGACUAGGAGGCAGGGAGGCUGAGGAAGGGGAUCUCAGCCCACUUCAGUCUUUACUGCUUAGACAUACCUGUCAGAGCCUCUUUUUCUUUUCUAAAAAAACAAAACAAAACAAAACAAAAAAACAAAAAAGAGCAUCUGGGGAGCUAGUGAAAAACCCUUAGGUGAUCUCCAAGGUUUCCUUGGGUAUUUUUGAAUUUUGUUUGCAUAUUUGAGUGUGUGCAAGUGUGCCUGACUUUCAUGAUGUAUUUUUUUUAAUAGGGUCGGAGGUGGUCGGGAGGUUGCGGGUGGAGAAAGAUUGAAUUGACUUUUGUGUGGUUUUGUUUAGUGGAGAAUUUUUUUUUUCCCUUUUACUGUCAGCUGGUCUGAUGGGUUUAUGAAUUCUCAUUCUUAAAAGAUAUUGGUCUUAAAUUCUAGAAUUUUAGAUUAGGACUGUUCUACUGUGAAUAAAGUUCUGGCUCCGUUAGCCCA
Messenger RNA from Canis lupus familiaris (dog), 4120 nucleotides. RefSeq names its product collagen beta(1-O)galactosyltransferase 2 (gene COLGALT2). The transcript has 12 exons. The record is from RefSeq and is a predicted model, not a curated record. NCBI's taxonomy places the organism in Eukaryota, Metazoa, Chordata, Mammalia, Carnivora, Canidae. The coding region runs from base 433 to 2070 and encodes 545 amino acids. Gene Ontology annotation, molecular function: procollagen galactosyltransferase activity.